AGUAGCGGUUCAAAUUGGCUGUCUAGUCCUUUCCGACUGACCUCGGUACCGCAUUUAAUCACUGCUACAUUUCAAAUUGAAGAAAGACUUAAGCCCCAUUGUCCCAAUAAUGAAUGCGGUACCGAGGUCCGUCGGAAAUUCGUUUGGAUUUGAACGCGCGCGGGGACGAACACAGCACACCGUUAUUUUGGAGAUGCGCACUCACUCUAUCGCUCUCUCUCUCUCUUUGUUUUUGUUCUCUUAUACACGCACCAUGCACGUACUCUCUCUCGCACUCUCACACACUCUCUCUGUCUCGUUCCUCUCCCUCCUGCCUCUCUCUCAAUUCUUUCUCUCUUUUUCCCCGGAUAAUUCUUUAUCCAAACCUCAAUCACGUAUGAUUGCGUAGAGAGAGAACCGUGAGCCCAUUCACUCAUGCCUGUAGGCGAGAGGAGAGCACCCGCAUACCAUCCAUACGGAAGGAAAUAAUCCAUUACUCCAAUCGUGUUGUCUGCAAGGAAACCGUCUUUUUGGAAGAUUUUUAUAGUCUACAUACGAACAAUAAUAACGAAACGCAUAUGUUUUUCUCUCAUUGUAAAGCCAAAUCACUAUUUUGCUGCUGCAUUCUCACAGAUCAUUAUCUUUCCCCGACGGUGCUCGGAGGGUCUGCUGGUAGAAGGGCUGGUACAGAUGGCACAGAUGCCGGUAGUCCCGGAGAGUGAGUGGGGCAGCCAAAUGGACAGCCGCCUACCCUUUGUCCCCUCUCGAUUCGGUUUUGACUUCGGCUUAAUACAUUGACAAGUUAUGAGACGUUGCAUUCACACAGCUGUUGAUGAAAUAGUUUACAGUGAAGUUUAAGGUGUCUCGAAUGCAUUAUGGUGCUGGAUAUUUUGACACUCACGGACUUUCCGUGCAAAUGAGGAUUAUACCGAGGGGGACAGUCGUGCUUGUCAGACCUGGAAUACUUGAGACUCAAUUUUGCGUACGCACGCUCCGAUAACACACAAACUUAUUUACCACAGUUGCAUUUUUUUUUUAAUUGCCUAGAUUAUGCGUAAAUUGGUGGCAUUUAUACUUUCCCUGCAAUGAAUUUGUGUAUCUUCUAAGGGGUCAGAAUGACAUUUUGCUAAAUCCGCGUGGAUCGUUUUUUUAUUUUUAUUUCACGGUUCUUUUUGCUCCAAACUAUCACACAACCACUCGAUCUCUGUCCAACGACUCUUGGUUCGGUUCGGCUCGCCCGCGAGGGAGAUGGCCGCUAUCGCCAGCUCCUUGAUCCGUCAGAAACGCCAGGCGAGGGAGUCAAACAGCGACCGAGUCUCCACUACAAAACGCCGUCCUAGCCCCAGCAAAGAUCCUCGUUCCAUAUGCGAGCGCCAUUUCUUGGGGGUCUUCAGCAAAGUCCGUUUCUGCAGCGGAAAGAAAAGACCAGCCGCUCGGCGGCGACCAGAUGCAUCCUCCAAACCUCCACAGGUGUCCCGUAAGGGCGGCAGGCUAGAGCCGCAGCUGAAGGGCAUCGUGACACGACUGUUCAGCCAGCAGGGCUUCUACCUGCAGAUGCAGCCGGAUGGCUCUAUCGAUGGCAGCAAGGACGAGAACAGCGACUACACCCUGUUUAAUCUUAUUCCUGUGGGUCUGAGGGUGGUGGCCAUCCAAGGGGUGAAGGCCGGCCUCUACAUCGGCAUGAACGGAGAGGGUUUCCUCUACAGCUCAGAAAUGUUCACGCCGGAGUGCAAGUUUAAGGAGUCGGUGUUUGAGAAUUACUACGUGAUCUACUCGUCCACUGUGUACCGGCAGCAGGAGUCCGGUCGGGCCUGGUUCCUGGGCCUCACCAAGGAAGGCCAGGUCAUGAAGGGGAACAGGGUCAAGAAGACCAAGCCCUCAUCACACUUUGUCCCCAGGCCCAUUGAAGUGUGUAUGUACAGGGAGCCGUCGCUGCAUGAGAUCGAGGAGAAACAGCGCUCCAGGAAGAACUCAGGGACUCCCACCAUGAACGGAGGGAAAGCUGUCAACCAGAAUUCCUAGCAGCGGGGCCCCAAGGGUGGGGGGCCACUAGGGUGCCCGGUCCCCCCUCUCUUAAACAGAGGGGGGAGGGGCCACAAACUCCCCUCACCACCAUGCCCUCUGAAGGGAUGGACCGCCACGAGGGGGAGGAGCUACACCCAAGACCACAAAAAAACUCUUGCCCGUGAAAAUCUUUUAGACAAAUAUCAAGAUAAACCCAGAGGAAAACAAAAAAGCGACUACAAACAUUUUCAAUCAGGACUUGACCUACGUUUUAUGCAAAAAAGAAAAAAAAAGCUGUGACAAGACAAAGAAAUGGUGGUCUCUUCACAAUACAAAUAUCUAUCGUUUCCAAUUUAUGCUGUGAAAGAUUUGCUUUAAACACGUUUGAUUUCCCAUGCGUUGAUUUUAUGACACGCUAUGACACGCUAUGACACGCUAUGACACGCUCACAAGUUUUAUUGUCCAUUAAUAAUAAUAUUAUGUAUGUGUUGACUAACUCAUCAUCCCAAUUUUAGUAUCAUUGUUAUUCUGUUUUUCGUUUGAGACUGUAGAAGUUUGAAAAAUAGUUUGUUUUCAUAUUGCGUGACAGUGAAUGCCCUUUUUCACUGGUGUGAGGGUAAACAUGUAAUGUAUAUGAGAGCUCGCUGUUGGGCUCGGAAGGAACAGGUAUGGGUGGGUGGGAUGGGUUUUGCUCAGGUGAUGUCCUUUCGGUGAGGAAUACGUUGGGUGGAUCUCAAUACUCUAAUUUGGAGUCUCCUCACACUCUUCGGUAUUACAGGACUAGACAACUAAAAGCAAUACGGAGGGGCUACUACACCAAGCCUCACAGCAGGCAUCUACCAUAUUAUGGUGCUUUCGAGUGCUGUCGGAAAUGUGGAAAUACAAGUUCCCGACUCAGAAAUAACCACUUGAACGAUCCUCAAAGUCUGAAACACAAGUGGGAAACAUGGUCCAGAGUUGUGACGUUUCAUCGCUGGCCCUUCACCUUUUCAACCACUAGACGGUAGAAGAAAACCAUUUACAACCUUAACCAUGUGAUUAACGUAGCUUAGUGGAUCCAUACAGUAUAUAGUUUGACACAUUGUCAACGUAAGCAACAUUAGCUAGAUUAGCCAUCUAGCUAGAAUCUCAUUGGUUGAAGAGUUAUUCCAAACUUCAUUAGCACACGAGCGCACUCGUGCCAUAAUUUACAACUUCACCAAUUGGGAAAUACCGAGAUUCUGAGGACCACUCGAACGCACCAUUACUCUCAACAAUCCCGUCCUGUCAACUCAAUGGUCAGGAGGGAAAAGAAACAAGAAAGGAAAUAGCAUCAAUACUCUGGCAACGUGUUUGUAGGCAGGAGGAAAAAAGGUAGAUAGAACUUCAGGUUUGUUUUUGUUAGGUGAACCAGGACUACUAAGGGGAUUUGUCUCUAAUAAGAACUAGCUUGGCCAAUCCUAUGGGAGAAAAUGUCAUAUUCUCUCCAGAAAACAGGGGAACUUGGCUAGCAUCCACCAAUCAAGGAUUCUUUCAUGAAUACUUGAAACUGGUGUAUUUCACCUCAGCAAAAAGAAAUCAUGAAAUCAAAAGACUUUGUUCAAAGUGAUCAGAGAAUGCUUUUAGUCGGUACAAAGAAAUCAUGGACAUGUCCUUAGGAAGGCAAGUUGUGGCUUGUUUAAGGGCAAGACAUAGACACAGUACUGUAUGCAUCAGAGAAGGUUGGAUUGCUGGCAGGUCUUGCAGAUCAGACAAGUUUUCGUCCCAAUACUCUUAAGAAGCUUCCUCUCCUUGUGUCUUGUUGAUGGGUUGUGGCAUAUUCAUUUCAUAGAAGUAGUCUCUUUAUAUCUUUAUAUAUACAAGGUAAAGGAAAAAAAAAUAAAGGAAGUCUUUUAAGAGGAUUUUGGACAAAGCCCCUGGGAAACCCGCUUUCAUUGUUAAUAUUUCACCUACAAUACUGUACUCAAUAACAGCCUACCACAACGGGAUGGAGCCCAGCCAUCCAAAACCCAGGAAAACAAAACAUUUGGACGCCAGAAGGUGCGUUUGCCCUGAGAGUCUGUAAAUAUUUCACUGUUUUGUACUUCCAGGCUGGCAUCCUAAUGGCUUCCAUCACAGUAGGGGCUGGCAUCCCAAUGGCUUCCAUCGCAGUAGGGGCUGGCAUCCCAAUGGCUUCCAUCGCAGUAGGGGCUGGCAUCCCAAUGGCUUCCAUCGCAGUAGGUUUGGUGAGCCAUUAAAUGAGCCAUUUACUGCAUUGUGGAAACGAGACCCUGUCAUUUCAUAAAUCAAAUGUAGGAGAACAGCUGUAUAUACAAAGGAGAUAUAUGAAGGUCAAACCAGUUGUUAAGGCAGGGAAGAACCCCCCCCCCCCCCAUCACCAAUAUAGACAAAUCACCCGUGGAGGAGCAAUCCACUGAUCCUAUCGUUCGUCUAACUCAGGAAGUCCCACUCCAGUCCAAUGAACGGAGUCCGACAACAAGGCGGGCCACCCUUGCCAAGCGCCCAAUGCACAAAACCUGGCCAAAGGUAUGGUCUUGGGGCGGUUGGGUCGGGGGUGUUGGUGGCAAAGUGGGGGGGGGGGGGGGGGGGGGGCAGGCCAGGACAUGAGUUAAGGGAUGUCAGGGUGUCAUGUCAGACACGUCCACUUCUAACUGUGGCAGGUCAUGGCAGGAAGACCAGCAAAAGGUAUUGCUCUGUGUCGGAGAACUGUAAAAAAGUAUUAUUCACAAAUGUUCCACUGGGGUCUGGAGAGAGCUGCCACAGUUCUGCAGUAGCUGCUUCACUAUAAGUAGUCCACAGGCACAGAUCUAGGAUCAGCUUAUUCUCCUUUAGUUCUAACCUUAACCAUUAGGUCAGCGUUUCCCAAACUCAGUCCUCGGUGACCCCAAGGGGGGCACUUUUUUAUUUUAUUUUUGUCCCUAGUACUACACAGCUGAUUCAAAUAAUCAACUAAUCAUCACGCUUUGAUUAUUUGAAUCAGCUGUGUAGUGUUAGGGGUAAUAAACCAAACGUGUACCCAGUGGGGGCCACAGGACAGAGUUUGGGAAACACUGCAUGAAGUGGUGGAUAUAUCCUACCUGUAACGAUGAAGUGGUGGAUAUAUCCUACCUGUAACGAUGAAGUGGUGGAUAUAUCCUAACUGUAACGAUGAAGUGGUGGAUAUAUCCUAACUCUAACCAUAAAGUGGUGGAUAUAUCCUACCUGUAACGAUGAAGUGGUGGAUAUAUCCUAACUGUAACCAUGAAGUGGUGGAUAUAUCCUAACUGUAACCAUGAAGUGGUGGAUAUAUCCUAACUGUAACCAUGAAGUGGUGGAUAUAUCCUAACUGUAACCAUGAAGUGGUGGAUAUAUCCUAACUGUAACCAUGAAGUGGUGGAUAUAUCCUAACUGUAACCAUGAAGUGGUGGGGACGCAAAACGGACCUUAAAUCAGCAUGUAUCAUGGGGGGGGGGGGGUUGCGACGAAGCAUUGCAUGAAAAAUGGAUGUACGUUACAGAGAAAGGAGGGGUUGAGGAGAGAGAGUGAGAGUCAAAUAGAAGUGAACAAAGAGGACACUUUUGGGGACAAGAUGAAAAUGCCAGAGGGACUACCCAGGGGCUCAAUACUGUGUAAAGGGAUAUUAUAUUUUGGUUUGGAAAUGAUUUAACCGUCAAUGGAAAACACGCAUUUAUGCAUUAUGAAUUGUGAGAUUUAAAAAAAAAUGCAUUGAUAUUUAAAUUCAGAAAUGAAGUUAGUGAUUGUUUAAGAAUAAAAAGACAUUAUC
Messenger RNA from Oncorhynchus kisutch (coho salmon), 5725 nucleotides. RefSeq names its product fibroblast growth factor 12. The transcript has 6 exons. The coding region runs from base 1228 to 2001 and encodes 257 amino acids. NCBI's taxonomy places the organism in Eukaryota, Metazoa, Chordata, Actinopteri, Salmoniformes, Salmonidae. Gene Ontology annotation, molecular function: growth factor activity. The record is from RefSeq and is a predicted model, not a curated record.